CAUCCGUUUACCACACACAAAAUGUUUUACCUCAAUGAAGGCAUUUAAAUGUUUACUUUUUGGGUUGAAUCGGCGUUCUCGAGUACCACGCUCCCCAUGUCUGGUGGGAACAAUUCAUCAGGGCUGAUUCUCAGCUUGCCUGUGGAUAUCUGGCUAGCUCUAUCCCUUUCAUCGGACAGUUUUAGAUAAUCAUGACGGAGGCUCCCAUCAUCAGAAGGAAUCGUCCAGGAACAAAGAGAUCGGACUUCUACGGCUGGCCGGACGAGCUGUUCGAGGAGAUGGACAGCACGCUGGCGGUACAGCAGUUUAUCCAGCAGACGGUGCGUAAGGAUCCGUCCUGCGUGGAGACCAUCCUGACGGCGCCCGAGCAGCAGGACGAGGGCGUCUGGAAGUACGAGCACCUCAGGCAGUUCUGCAUGGAGCUGAACGGGCUGGCGGUGAAGCUGCAGCUGGGCUGCCAGCCGGACACGUGCACCCAGAUGACGGCCACCGAGCAGUGGAUCUUCCUCUGCGCCGCGCACAAGACGCCCAAGGAGUGUUCGGCCAUCGACUACACGCGCCACACGCUGGACGGCGCCGCUUGCCUGCUCAACAGCAACAAGUACUUCCCGAGCCGGGUGAGCAUCCGCGAGUCGUCCGUCUCCAAGCUGGGCUCCGUGUGCCGGCGGGUGUACCGGAUCUUCUCGCACGCCUACUUCCACCACCGACAGCUGUUUGACGAAUUCGAGGCCGAGACCCACCUCUGCCGCCGGUUCACCACCUUCGUCACCAAGUACGGCCUGAUGACCAAAGAGAACCUCAACGUACCCAUCCUGGAGGAGGACGUACAGGGCGAGGAGUCUGAGGCCUAGGAGUGUCGUCGCGAGCGGCCGGCGGUGUGCGCGAGCGACGGACGCAGGCGCCGGCACCGUGGUGACGACCGCAGCACAGGCGGGCCGGGUUGGUGCGACUCACGCCCGUGGAACUACGCGCAGUGGACGCGGAAUUCUGUUCCGGCGUGGACGUGCUGGGCCUCGUAUUUUGCAGCCUGUAGAACUGCGCGCGCUCUACGCGGCCCGUGGGCAUGUACCGCGUCUCCUAUUUUGCAGACCGAAGCUUGUGCUUAUGUUUUGUAUGUGUUGAGUUACAUGAAAUUGUGUGGCUAAGGUGGCGAUGGUGGAAAAGCCCGUGGCGAGGUGUGUGCAGUGAUAACUGCAGUGGUUAGAUGAUAGUAUAUGCCUGCCAGUGGGAGAUGCUUCGUACAGGUAGUCGAUGGAACACCCUCUAGCAAUGAACUGAAUGUAAACGAAUGCGUGAAAAACAUGUCAUAUUUUGCGGCGCAUUAUGUGGAUCCGUCGAUACUUAAACAAUGAAAAGAUUAACUUAACUCUUGGGCGUUAGCGGUGAAUUGCACAUUGCUUUGACAUUGUGACGCAUUCGUGACGCUUUGUGAAGAACGCGUUUUAAUUCUUCUUGCCAGACAUGCACGUUGCUGUCAUCUGUGCGAACCGGGCAUGAAUAAAUGUACAGGAACCUCCAACAUUUCAAAG
This is a messenger RNA of Pollicipes pollicipes, 1529 nucleotides long. Its product is annotated as MOB-like protein phocein. The transcript is spliced from 6 exons. Lineage: Eukaryota; Metazoa; Arthropoda; Thecostraca; Pollicipedomorpha; Pollicipedidae. The record is from RefSeq and is a predicted model, not a curated record. The coding region runs from base 192 to 851 and encodes 219 amino acids.